Molecule: messenger RNA, 1710 nt
Organism: Hevea brasiliensis (rubber tree)
Lineage: Eukaryota; Viridiplantae; Streptophyta; Magnoliopsida; Malpighiales; Euphorbiaceae
Product: aspartic proteinase Asp1-like
Exons: 8
Coding region: 175-1458 (427 amino acids)
Biological process (GO): proteolysis
Molecular function (GO): aspartic-type endopeptidase activity
Source: RefSeq, a predicted model, not a curated record
GUUUUUUAAUCUUUAAAACAUAUGGGCACCGCCACGUAUGCCAAUGCCAGAACUCGAUAUCAGGCGGAACCGAGAAGACUUUGCCCUUCAGCUUUCUCUAGAUUUCUGCUGUUUUUUUCUUCUGACCUGAAAUCUUGAAACUCAUUCUGGAAAUAGCUCGAUUGAGUCGAAGAGAUGGAAAAGAAAAGCAAAAGAAGAAGGGUACUACUGUCAUCUUCAGUGAUGGCUUUCUUCUUUAUUGUAUUGGUUGCAAAUUUCCAGGGCUCUUUCUCUGCUGCUAGUCAAACACCCAAACCCAGCAAGAAAAAGUCAACCCAGCCUACUAGUUUUGGCUCCUCUCUUCUUCUUCCUGUUGCUGGAAAUGUUUAUCCUCUUGGGUACUAUUCUGUGUCCCUCAAUAUAGGCAAUCCCCCCAAGCUUUUCGAAUUAGAUAUUGAUACUGGCAGUGACCUCACUUGGCUCCAAUGUGAUGCACCUUGCACUGGUUGUACACAGCCUCUUGAUCGCCUUUACAAGCCAAAAAACAAUGUAGUGCCUUGUGCUGACCCCUUAUGCAGCGCCAUCCACUCAGGAGGAAAGUUUCAGUGUGAGUCUUCUAAUGAUCAAUGUGAUUAUGAGGUCCAGUAUGCUGAUGAUGGUUCAUCUCUUGGGGUGCUGGUCUUAGACUACUUUCCCCUAAGAUUAAUGAAUGGCUCUCUCCUCAGACCUCUAAUGGCCUUUGGGUGUGGAUAUGAUCAAAAGAAUCCAGGCUCACUCCCACCACCUCCCACAUCAGGGGUCCUUGGCCUUGGCAAUGGCAAAACAAGCUUUGUUUCACAACUGCAGGACCUGGGUGUAAUAAAGAAUGUGAUAGGACACUGUUUGAGUAGGCUGGGGGGAGGAUUUUUAUUUUUUGGAGAUCAUCUUGUCCCUUCUUCGGGAAUCAGUUGGACACCAAUGACCCGCAGUUCAUUGGACAAACACUACACAUCAGGACCAGCAGAACUUCUUUUUGGUGGAAAGUCCACUGGCAUAAAGGGACUAGAAUUGAUUUUUGACAGUGGGAGCUCUUAUACUUACUUCAGUGCCCAAAUUUACCAAAGCACACUUAAUUUGAUUAGGAAAGAUCUAUCUGGAAAGCCAUUAAAAGAUGCACCAGAGGAGAAGGCCCUCUCAAUCUGCUGGAAAGGUGCAAAACCCUUCAAAUCUGUUAGUGAUGUCAAGAGCUACUUCACGCCCUUAGCACUAAGCUUUACAAAAUCUAAGAAUGUUCAGCUGCAAUUACCACCUGAAGAUUAUCUUAUUGUCACGAAAAAUGGAAAUGUGUGCUUGGGGAUUCUUAAUGGCAGUGAAGUUGGACUGGAAAACUUUGAAGUGAUUGGAGACAUUUUUUUCCAAGAUAAACUGGUGAUAUAUGACAAUGGUAAUCAUCAGAUCGGCUGGGUUCCUGCAAAUUGUGACAGACUUCCCAAGUCCUGAGCCAUUCUCUAGUAAUAUUCUUCCUUUGAUGCAAUUUUGCUGGAGGGCUUUCUCACUGGGAUUUUUUUUUUGCUCAUGUUUAUUGACAGUGUGGACCGUGAUUAUAAUGAAUGUGUUUGUCAGCCUUAUGCUACUAAUUACGUUAUCCUAGAAGGGCAUUGUCCAUCGCCAUAAGCUACUGUGAAGACCAUUAUCAACACAAAACAUUGCACCAAGAUAUAUAAGGCAAAAAUAAAUAGCUUGUUGGCAUUA